Molecule: messenger RNA, 3410 nt
Organism: Linepithema humile (Argentine ant)
Lineage: Eukaryota; Metazoa; Arthropoda; Insecta; Hymenoptera; Formicidae
Source: RefSeq, a predicted model, not a curated record
AUGACGACAGUCGUCAAGGUAAAUUAUAGUUCGGUAACUGGCAAUGUGGAUAAUUUGGAAGGUGGUCUUGAUGGAGUUGUGCAAGCGAUCGCUUGCGAACAACAAGUCGGAUGGGCUCAUCAAGCGCGAAAAUUGAUGUUGGUAGCAACCGAUGGACUCUUGCAUUUCGCUGGAGAAGGAAAGUUGGGAGGUGCAGUAGAUCGUCAAGACUUUCAAUGUCACAUCGAUGAACGUGGACGAUACUCCAUGGCAAAAAAAUACGAUUAUCCGUCUCUAGCGGAGGUAUCUCGACUGUUGCGCGAGCACAAAGUGAAUUUGAUUUUCGCUGUGACGGAGGAUCGUCGCCGCGAGUACGAACCAAUCGCCGAUUUGCUGAUGGAGCAAGCUAGAGUGGCUACUCUAACACGAAACAGUUCCAACAUUCUCGAGAUCAUCGAGAGCGCCUAUCACGAAAUCGUGAGCAAGGUAGUACUUCGUGAUAAUUCUACCGGUCCGUUGCAUCUCAAGUAUUUGUCCACGUGCGGUGGAAAGACGAGCGUGGAAUCAGACACGUCUGAGUGCGACGGUAUACAAGAGGGUCAAGUGUAUGAGUUCAAAAUCGUCGUAUCGGUAGACGAGUGUCCGAGAAACGAAAGUCUUUGGAAACAAACGGUGGUGAUCGAUGAUGCGUUAGCAUCCGAGGCAUCGGAGGUGCAAAUUGAGGUAGAACUAUUGUGCGGUUGCGACUGUAAGAACGUGAAAAGUUUAUAUUGCGAGCAUGGAGUCAAUGAAUGCGGUAUAUGCAAAUGCGACUUCGGCUGGUCCGGAGAGACUUGUAACUGCGAUGAGAGUUCUCCGACAGAAAACAGACUGCUAUGUAUUCCCGUCAACAACACGGAAGUCUGCUCGAACAGAGGCGAAUGCAUUUGUGGUACUUGCAACUGCGAUAAGGGGUAUUAUGGGCAUUUCUGCGAGUGUUCUCCUUGCGACAAAAGCGAUGGAAUCGAAUGUGGCGGUCGUGGGACAUGCGAUUGUGGUGUUUGCAAUUGUCUUGAUGGAUGGGAGGGCAAUAGCUGUCAAUGUCGGUCCGGCAACAAACUGUGCAUCACUCCUGGCACCAAGGACGUGUGUGCUGGUCAUGGAUAUUGCGACUGUGGACACUGCCGAUGCAACGAAACAGCAGCGGAUGGUCUUUAUUAUCGAGGUACCUAUUGCGAAUCGUCGGCGAGUGCGGGCGGUAGUGGACUCUGUAUCCUCUACAAUACUUGCGUGAAUGUUACGGUCGAAUAUCCGGAGAAAGCGGAAGAACUAUGUCAGACGAACACGACUUUUUACAAAACCGUGCGAGUGGACACAGUGGAUAUAGGUAACCAGCAUUACUGUUUUGUGAGAAUGGUACAAGAUAAAACCAUCUGCACUAUACCUUACAUAUUCGAAUUUCAGUCAGAUAACACGGUUCUAUUGAGAAUUGCCGAUAAAAUUUGUAACACGCCGAUACACGUCGCCUUCAUUCCGAGUGUUCUCUGUGGCGCUGUAUUGUUGUUAGGAAUUAUUUCUUUAUUAAUAUGGAAAUGUUGGACUUCGAUAAAAGAUCGUAGGGAAUACGCAAAAUUUGAACAAGAACAAAAGAGAACCAUUUACGCUUUAGACGAAAACCCGCUUUUCCGUCCAGCUAUUACUCGAUUUAGAGUGCCUUCCAUGUACAAGGACGAGUGAGAAUAAUUAACAAUCAUUACGCAUAAAUGCAGAAAUUUAAAACUGUUAAUUAUAUAUUUUAUUGUUGAUAUAAAUAUCACGUUUAGAAUUUAUAAAUAUUUAUAACAAAGUAUCAUAUAAGUUAAUUUAUACGUGCAUAUUUUAAUUAUUUUAUAAUUUACAAUUUGUUUCAUUAAUGUCGGCUUAAAGAUGAAAAAGUUUCUUCAGAAGAUGCUUUACAUAAUUCGUUCCAAAAAUGAUUUCCAGUUGUGAACAAAAUUUGCUGUGUACAAAUAAGACGAAUGUUUUUAACAAAAUUAUAAAUCUAUAUAAAAAAAUAUAAUAUGCUUUUUUAUGGUUUAUACACCAACGUUAUCUGAAAUUAAUUCAGUUGUCCACUCAUGUCCAAGCGAUUCUUUAUAGGUGACAUCUGAAAUAGGUUUAUUUUGGGACCAUAACGCAGACAGUAAAGAGCCAUCUGGAAAAAUAUACGUUCCUCUGCCGUUUAUUAUUCCAUUCGCUUCUAUUUCACCUUUGUAUUGUGCAUUAUUGUUAUAUCUUAUAAAAAGUGAACAUGUUAUAUUAAUAUUUUGCUAAAUUGCAUUUUAUAUUAAAAUAAUGUAGUUUAACAUAUCGAUUACCGAAUGUAAAAUUCACCGUUGGCAAACUUAUCGUCGCACCAUUUACCAUCGUAUACGUCGAAAUUAUCAGUUAAAUACAUUCCUUGAUCUAUAAAUCGCGAGUAUUGAUGCAUGAUUCACUGGUCGAGAUAAAAUAUAUAUAUCGAUACCAUAAUCGCUAAAUAUACAAAAUGUUAACCUUGCUUAACUAAAAUGCGUCUGUCGAUAUCGGUUUGAUAUUUUCCCUCGUAGCUGUCUCCAUUUUCAAAAAUAAAUCUUGCAGUACCGAUUCUUAUAUUUGAAUUUUCGGAUACGGCGUCAAUUGGUUUGAGAGUUUUCAAGCUAUUCUGAUGUUUCAUAUUUCAAGAAUAUCUUUUCUUUUUUCUCUCCUUCUAUACAAAGAUUUCUUUUUGCGAUUUCGUAUACAUUAAAAAAGCUAUGCUAAUGGGCAUAAUUUAACUCUCACCUUGAAGAGCUCGUUAUAUUAUGUUAUAUACGUACGAGAAAUUUUGCUGAGACAAAAACUUCUGUCGUAUCGCGAAAGCAGCGAAAUUUUAGUGAAAGUAAGCCUUUUCGUGUUGAUCUGUUUACGUGCGAGAAACUGCGCAAUGUAUUAUGUCCAGAAAAUUAUACGAUUUCUAAGAAUUACUGAUUUACAUGAUAAAUCACUGCAAGAAGAUACUUGAUAAUUAAAAAAAAAAAAAUCGAUUAUAGUUGUCAAAAAAAGUAUGCUUUUAACAAAAUACAGUUCUGUCAGACUUACAUUCAUCCAACAUAUCGUUCGCAAGAAAAAUCUAAUAGAAUAAUUUAUUAUAUCUUGUCGUGCUGUAGAGUACAAAAAUGUUAUACAUAAAAUAAAUUUCUAAAGAUAAGCUAUGGCACUGUGCAAAAGUUAGCAUUCAUCAAAGGAAUAUAUAUUUCCAUAUUGAUGCUAAUAAAAUUAUUCUAUAAAAAUAUUUUUUAUAUAAAUUUGUUAUUUAUAUUCUAAUUCUAUAUUAAAAAUGGGGCAAAAUAUUACUUUGCAGCGCCUUAACAGCGCUGCCUCUUUCGUAUACGAGAAAAUUUUUAAGAUAACUAUCAUUAAUAAUUUAUCUGAAUCUCUCUCUCUCUCUCUCU